This is a messenger RNA of Dendrobium catenatum, 2370 nucleotides long. Its product is annotated as H/ACA ribonucleoprotein complex non-core subunit NAF1-like. Gene Ontology annotation, cellular component: sno(s)RNA-containing ribonucleoprotein complex. Gene Ontology annotation, biological process: pseudouridine synthesis; box H/ACA snoRNP assembly; ribosome biogenesis. The transcript has 6 exons. Gene Ontology annotation, molecular function: RNA binding. NCBI's taxonomy places the organism in Eukaryota, Viridiplantae, Streptophyta, Magnoliopsida, Asparagales, Orchidaceae. Bases 1 to 1977 code for a protein of 658 amino acids. The record is from RefSeq and is a predicted model, not a curated record.
AUGGCGAAAAAACGGUGUUCUUGGCUUCUUGCACACUGCACCUUCUCCUUUCCUGGAAAGUCGUCUCAGGUUAAGAUUGUCAGUGAAACGGAUUCACCAUCAAAUUCUUUCUUCGCUUUAUUUAUUUCUUCAAGCUUAUGGUGUUGGAGCCCAGUUUAUGUCGAGGAAGAAAAUCACCUCUCUUAUGAUGACUUCGAUCCCUUGAAGGAGUGGCUUGCCCACCCAGACCAUGUGCAAUUGCAGAAUUCUAGUGACUUGAGCAACACCAGUCUUGACCCCCAUGAGCUUCACUAUAGUGAAGUUAAAAUAGAGCAAAAAGAUCAGAUAUUGGAAUCUUCAAUUGAUGUAAAGAUGGGGAAGAUCAACCUGGUUGAAAUUUCAGAUAGAGGGCAAGUGGAAGUGGGAUUCGAGGAGAAUAGAGGUGGAAGUGAUGGAGACAUGAAGUGCAUGAAGCCUGGGUUGGAAGAUUUGAAAAAUGAUAUACCGAACAAAGAAGGAAUUUUUGGGGGAGAGAGUGAUGAGGAAGGGAGCACUUCUGUAGAAGCGGAGUCUGGCAGUGGGGACUCUUCAAGCGAUGAAUCCAUGAGUGUUGCCAAGUCACUUUCAAGCAGUGAAGAUGAAGAUGAUAUUAGGAUGAAAAGGAAAGAGGAAGGUGAAGAAUCUGAAGAGGGUGAGGUGAGGGAAUUUGAUGGGGAUAAGAUUGAUUUCCUUAGUGAUGAGGAAACGGAAGGUCCAAAAGGACCCAUCAGGUCAAAGCAUGAGGUAGAGGAUCUUCCUCCAGUUCCUAUAGUUGAAGUGUCAAUCCAACCACAUCACCAGAUGUUGCCUGUGGGAAUUAUUUCAUCAAUAAUUAGCAAUAGAGUCAUUGUCGAGGGUUCUGUUGUGCACAACCCUCUUAAUGAGGGAUCUAUUCUCUGGGUCACAGAAACCCGGCUCCCGUUAGGCCUGGUUGAUGAAAUAUUUGGACCUGUCAAGAAUCCCUACUACGUAGUUAGGUACAAUACUGAAGAGGAUGUUCCUGCAGGAAUCAGAGUGGCCAUGGCUAUCUCUUUUGUGGGGGAAUUCGCCAGUCAUAUCCUCAAUGACAAGGACCUCUACAAAAAAGGUUAUGAUGCCUCUGGUGAUAAUGAUGAGGAAGUUGAUAAUGAGGUUGAGUUCUCCGAUGAUGAAAAAGAGCAGGAGUACAAGAAAUCCCAGCGGGAAGGAAAGAGAGUGAUCAACCAUUCUAAAGGUCUGAAGCAAGAAGCUAGGUUCGAAAGGAAGAGGAAUGCCUUCGUGAGGCCCAGGACUCAACAUAAGGACAUACAAAAACAAACAACUUAUGCACCACUAUCAAAGGAUCAACCACAUCCUACAGGUCCGGCACCACCGCCGCCUGCACCAUUAUGCCCUCGAGCAUGGACGCCGGUUGCUACAAAUGCAGAUUCGAUACCACCCUCCGCAAUGCCACAAUUUCCACAGGCUAUACAAGCAAACAAUUUUCUCGCUAAUCCAUCUCAGCAGUUAUUAAGUCAGCAUCAAGAUCCUCAAUGGCUGCCUGGAUUUUCACCUCAGCUACAGAAUACAGGAUUUCAAGGAGAUCUUUCAAUCCAGUUGCAGAAUCAAAAUGUUAUUUUCAAUAAUCUUGUCAACAUGAUGACCUUUCAACAGCUGGUUCAGCAAUUCGUUCCUCAUCAAGGAAGCAACUUGCAAUGGGCUGGUGCUGCUGCACCAUCCCUACAGCCUCUGGGGCAGAAUAAUUUUGCACCAUUACCAUUUAGUAAUGGAUAUAUCAAUGGGCCAGGGGUUCCCGGCCUGGGUAAUGAGCAAAUCCAGAGUCAAGCUCCUUUGCCUUUUGCUCCAUCCAUGCAGUUUAAUUCUGCGAGUCCCCCUUCUCUGCAAUUUAAUGGAGGAAACUCUUGGUCUCGUGGCAGAAGGCCUUAUCAGAGAGGCCGCGGCCGUGUUUUCGACCGAGGCGGUCGGCAGCCUAACAGAUAGAAUGACAUCUCUGGUAUGGCUUUUUGUAUUCAUCUUUUGAACAAAUUAUUAUGUGCGGCAUCCAGAUUCGUCCGGAGGCGAAUCCGGACGCGCCAUGUUACCCCGACUCCGGUGCAUCCGGGUGACAUGGUGUGUCCGGAUUCGCCUCCGGACGAUCCGGACUGCGCAUAUAAUAAUUUGCCCAUAGUUUGAAAAUUCAACCUCCUUAGAGUUUCCUGUUUCUAUCUAUUAAUGUAUCCCUUCCCGUUAUUUAGUAGUGGUGGUAACUAUGUUUUGUAGUCGCAUUAGAGGCUUAAUGCCGAUUUCUUCUUUUUUUGCUAACAAAAUUGAGCUUGAGUCACUGUUGUGUAUUAUUUUUAUUGAAAUUUCUUUGCAAAGCCUACUUUCCUGUCA